Messenger RNA from Durusdinium trenchii, 6846 nucleotides. NCBI's taxonomy places the organism in Eukaryota, Dinophyceae, Suessiales, Symbiodiniaceae. The record is from the annotation of a GenBank genome assembly.
AUGGGCCAUGAUGGUAAGUAUGACCCCAAUUUGGCGGGUCACUUCGCUGCACAGGGCUUUGAACCUGGCGUCCUUUGCCUCAGGUGGUUCACGCUGCUCUUCGCGGCGGAGUUCACCGGAGCGUCCGAGCCGCUGCUGCGCUACUGGGACGCCUUCCUGGCCGAGGAGGAGCGCUUCGAGUUGCCGGGGUACCUGUGCGUGGCGCUGCUGAUGGAGCAUCGGGAUGAGCUGCUGGAGUGUCGAAAUGUCGUGGAGCUGGCUGAGGUCGUCCAAGAACUGCCUCGUCGGGCGCCAAAUGGGGAAGCCACGGGCAGCUCAGUACUACGCAGAGCUUUGGCCCUGCGCUGCUUCCAGCGCCGCAGCGCGUUGGGGUCAACGCCGACCUUUCCAGCACCGAGCACAGCAGAGCUGGUGACAGGCAGAGACGGCUGCGCGAUCUUCGCGCGUGCGCGUGUGGCGGUGGCCGACAGCCACUCGUUCCGUGUGAGGGACGUCGUGGAGAGGCAUUUCCCAGCGGCGCUGGAGCUGCGCCGCACAGCAGGGCUGUCCGCGGCCUUGUGGCGGGAGCUGCAUGAGAAGCUCACCUUGGCUGUGGCAGUUGACCUUGACUGCGAGGAUGGGAGGAAGCUGCGCGUGGCGACGAGUCAUCUCUACUGGGAUCCACGCUUCCCGGACUUGAAGCUUUUACAGGCCUUUCUUCUGGACCAAGAAUUGUCCGACUUCACGGGCGGACUGAUUCUGGCCGGUGAUCUCAAUAGCACUCCAUUGCUGGAUGGCCGCUCCAGUGGUGAAGGCGUGCUCUCAGGCGUCUACCAGCUGCUCACGCAAGGCGACGUGGAGGUGUUGCACCCACAUCACCCGGUGCAGAUGCGUCCCAAGGUGGGCAUUUUGAAGGGUCUCCAACCUCAGGACGUACCAGAGUUUCGCAUCUCUCCCUACCGCAGCGCUGCGGUGGAAGCACGUGGUGCUGAGGCAGCGACGAACGCCUCGGCCGACUUCGUGGGAUGUUUGGACUACAUCCUCUACAAAGGACCCCAGCUGCGCCUCGUGGGUGCCACCUGGCCCGAUGCCGCCACACUACCGGGUGGAGUGCUGCCCUCCGAGGAGCAGAUACGCUCAGCCAGCUUCGACCAAUUCACGGCCGUUUUCCAGAGCGUUUGGCCAUCGAAAGAGUUCCCGAUGGAUGGUUUGGGGAAUCAGUUGGACACCGGUCAUGAGUCCGAGGAUGUUGCGGAUGUCACUCCUGUGGUGGUCUUGUUGAUCGUUCAGGCGUGGCCUCGAAUCGAGGCUCAGGUGCCGGAGAUCGCGGAUUUGCACUUGGAGCCCUCGCUUUUCCCGGCGAUCUUGGGCUUUUUCACCUACACCGUGGGGAAGGCAGAACCUUUUGAACCGUUUGCGGGAGGAGCGCGAGAGGUUUUCCUGCUCUGGGGCGCCUCUUUGGCGUCCGGCUUCAGUGCUACCCCUGUGGGGAAGGUCGUGGAGAUGCUGCAAGACAUGAAGUCCGAGGGCGAGAAGGCCAAGAAGGACGAAAAGGUGCAGUUUGCGGCUUACAAGCAAUUCUGCGAGACCACGGAGGCACAAAAGGUGCGAGUGAUUCAGGAUGCCAAGGACAAGGUGGAGGUCCUCACCGCCCAAGUGGAGAAGGGAGAGUCUGAUGCCUCCAAGUUGGCAGAGGAAAUCGCCGAACAUACGAAGGACCUGGAAUCCGCCUCGGCGGAGAAGGAGGCGCUCGUGGCCGCUCGCUCGAAGGAGCGUGAGGCCUUCGACAGCAUGCUGCAGGAUUACGUGGAAUCCAUCGAAGCCAUCGGACGGGCUUUGAAGGAGUUGAAGGCCAACACAGCCAAGAACGAGGAAGGCGCUCUAGUGCAGCUGAGUGCACUGAAGCUGCCGGACAAGGCCAGCAGAGGCUUGCAGGUUCUGAUGGCGGACAACUUUGAGGACAAACUCCUGAGCUUCUUGGGCGAGGAGACCGGGUCCGUCGCCACGAGACAGUCCGGCGGCAUUGUGGAUAUGCUUGAGAAAUUGGAGGAGAAGUUCAUGGAUGAACGCCUGGAGAUCGAGAAGGAGGAAACGGCGAAACGCCAUGCGCACGAGCUCUUAGCACAGAGCCUCACCCGCAAAGCCGAGGAGGCCGGCAAGGAGAAGCAGCAGAAGGAGACGCUGAAGGCCAAGAAGCUGCAAGAGAAGGCCUCCGCCGCUGGGGACUUGUCUGAAACCGAGGUUCUGGAUGGAGCCGAAGUGCCACUACCGAGUGCUGGGCAUUCAGGCUCGGAGCUUCCGGGAGAGGAGCAGGCAACUUUGCCCGAGAUCAAGAAGGCCUACAAGGACUUGAGCAGAAGACAUCAUCCUGACAAAAGCCAAGAUCCGAAUGCGACAGCUCGAUUCCAAAGGAUCGCGGAAGCGUAUCAGGAACUCAAAGACCAAGAGAGACGUGCGAGGUAUGACGCAAAGAGAUUCUUGGAACCUAUCUUCGAAAAACUAGGUCUCUCUGUGGACGAUUGGAUGGCCAGACACGUCGCAUCGAGCUCGAGCCUCGAGCUCGUUCGCAUCGAGCUCAACGUUGUUGGGCGUUUGGAGCCCCUGAUGCCUGCUCUUGGGAGUGGCUAUCACCUUUUUCGCAGCCCUACUUGUGGAGUCGUCUUGAUCGUGGCGCCAGCGGGGGCUAGUCUGGAAGCAGGAAGACAACGGCUUAGAGAGUGCAUCGAUGAGCUCACUGGUCUUCGUGCUCCUCCUGGUGGACUGAUCUUCAUUGUGCCCAGCAACCGCCUCGACGUCGUGCCCAGGAUGGUCCUUGCUUUGCCGCAACUCUUGUGGCAGUUCGGUGCCUCCAUCAGCCAAGUGGCGCAUGACCGAAUCGUUGCUCGCGGCCCGGCCACGGCGCUGCCCGCAGCGGUGCAACAACUGCAGUGGUGGAUGGACUUCUAUGGACUUGUCCAGCUCCCAGAUGGUCAGCAGCUGGAUGCAUGGCAAUAUGCGCAUGCAUGUGAGUUGCAUCACAUUCAAGGCUUGGCGCCCAUGAAUCGCGAGCCUGAUGCUGCUGAAAGCCGCAGUAUGAUGGAGCACGUUUUGCAAUUGUCCACUCCGGCCCAGCUGACACUGGUGGAGCUGGCUGUGAGAUGUUUGCAAUCCAACCUUCAGUUCACCACCGCUUUGGCGCGAAGCGUUUCUUCAGGGGCGGUCUAUGCUGAGUACAGUGAAAAGUCAGGGGACGUGCUUGCCAGGGCGCGUUUGGCGUGUGCCUUUGCUUCAUUGGCUUCCAGCAGCACAUCCAUAGCCAGGGCCGUUGUGAAUCAUCGCAUUGCCAACGAUGCGCAAGUGCAAACGAUGAUGCGUUUGGGGCCGUUCUUGGACAGCGCCGAUGGUCUUUUUCUCAGAUCGAGGGGUUUCAUUGCAGCCAAGGAUGCUGUGCCAUCUGAUGGACAAUGGCACCAGUGGGAAGAGCUCUUGCGGCCCAAAGGGAGUUUGGCAAUGUUCUGGCAACACUUGUGCAAGGUCCUUCCCUCUUCAGUGAUCCUGCCAGUGGAGUGGCAUGAAGUGCCAGAGGUGAUGACCUUGAGUCUGAAGCAUUGCCUGGGCUCAACCUUUGAGGUGGACACCCAUAAGGGCCUCCGGAAGGUUUCAAUGACCACCAUGCCCGGCGACCCCGUUGCGGGCGACCCCUCGGUUGGGCCGGUUCGAUUGGUGGAGGAAGUGGAGGAUCAGAUCUUUGAGCUCAAGCUGCCGCAGGGAGAUUCAGCCAGUUUGGACCUUGUGCAGAGAAAACAUCGGAGUGGACUUGGUGACCAGCUCGAUCGCACCUGGUACGAGCAGCACAGGCACUCCUUUGAGCUGGUCGAGUCCGAGUCAGUGCCACGUGUGAGGCUCACUCCCAGUGCACGUGAGAGAGCUGAAUUGAGGAGUCUCGAAAGAGAGCGGGAAAAGCUCCGAAUGCAGGAGAGGCGUGUUGCUGAGGCAGUGCUCGCAGAGCUCUCUCCACGCCUCCAGGAUCUCCCACGAAGCUGUGAAGGUAAAGAGCUUGCUGCACUACUCAUUGCACUUCAACACAGAGCCAGCCGCUGUGACACGCAAAAAACCGCGGCGUCCUCCUCGGAAGCGGAAGCGCUUCAGCUUCCAGGAGCGCUUCCGGUGAUCGUGAAGCGCCUCAUGGAGCGUGCGCACGAGCGCCGCACGACAGGCGGCGGAAAGCAUGUCUUGGCGGCGGAACUUCUUGAAGAGCUGCACCCCUUUAACGCAGCUCAGGUGACGGGGGCGAUUGUGAGUCUUCACAGUCCAACGAGUCCACUGGAGAAUCAGGCCUUGGUGAUGCUCAUGCAAGCAGCGGCCUGUGAUAUGCACGAAGCCUUUGACGGCCCAGUGAAGUCGGGAGGCGCCUGUUGGGCUCCGCUUCAGGUGGUGCGCGAUUCCGUGCUGUCAGCUGGUCGACGACCUUUCUUGGAUGUAUUCCAAGAGAGAAAGACUGCGCAAGACAAGCUGCUUGUGGCCUCCGCAGCCUUGCGAGUGAGCAUCGAGCUGUUUGAUAAGAAGAAGGCAUGUCCUGUUUGCCUGUCACCUGGCUACAGCAGCUUCGAGCCUUUCGCGGGAUUGUGUGCAGCACUUGCCAAUCUGUACAAGCUCGUGUCGCCCUUUAUCGAGGAGCACAUCGAAUUGGUGACCGAGGCCUUUGAGAAAUUGGCCGCGGCUUGCGAACAUUUGGCCCUUGGUGAUGCCGCCCGCGAGCCUUCUGGCUUGGCUCGGCUGGCCGAUGCGUUCGCGACCCUCACCUUCAGCCGUGCGGUGUCGCCUUCCCAGCGCUUCGUGGCCGCAGCGCAGCGGGGCCUGGCACAAGUGUCGAAGGUGCUCGUGGCGACUGACAUGAGGGAAGCCAAUGGCUGGAACCUCUUGAACUUGGCUACCAUCGCUGCUUGCUACGCCAGCGGCGCUUCAAGAAGCGCCGUCGCGGCGACGCGCACGGACGAGGAGCUCUUCACGAAGCUGGCGGCGGCAGCCAAUCUUUCAUCUGAGAAGCUGAAGCGGGAGGUCGUAUUGAAAAUGAUCAGCAGCUUCUACCAGGCUGGCUUCCUCAAGAAGCUGGAGCAGUUCUUGAAGGGAUUGGCGGCAAAGAGCUGGUUCCAAGAGAAUGUGGCGGACUCUGAGGAGAAGGACAUUCCCUCACUGGUGGCGAGCAUGAUGUGUGCCGCCUCGCUGGCCGAAGUGGAGAAGCGCCUGCCGAAGGACCGGCCAGAUGAACUCCUCACCUCCACCAUGGUCUCGAUCGUCAAAGAGCUCGGGGAGAGCACCAACAUUAAGGCAGUGCAGUUGACGAGCACUGUGCUGAAGAUGCUGGUAGCGGCGAAAGGAAGCGGCGCAGAGUUGGAGAAGGCCCUUUGCGACGCUUCAGCUUCUUCGCUGCGAAGAGCUUGGUGCACCAGAUCGCAACUGGAGUCUUUGCCGAGAGCGACUGCAGGCUGGCCUGAUCUGAUCAGAUCCUUGGAAAGAUUGCUGAGUCCUUUUACCGGAGCACAGAUUCGGGUACCCCGCAUGGAAGCUGCUUGCGCUGGACGUUUCAUGGAAGCCCUCCAGAAGACCGUACUCCAAAGUGAGAAGCAUGACUCCCACGUGCUGAAACACAUCCUAACUGCUGGGCUUCUCUUCUCACCAGAGGCCUUUGCCUCCAUGCCCUCACUCGUGGAGACCCUUGCGAUCUGCUUGAAGCACCUGGUGAGCGACUGCUUGGAGGCGGAGAGGAUGAAGGCCUUGGUGCAGAAGAUGAUGCCAUCAGAGAGUUCAUCGAGUCCAUCAGAGCUCCAGAGCUGGACGGAGCUGUUGGAGGGUAUCAUUAUGGAUGGCAAGAUCUGCAAGCAGUGGGAUGAAGUGGAAAUGAUGAUCGCCGGCAGCGGGAAGGAGAGAUUGCAGCUUCGUGAGAUCCAAGAUGCCCUUGGGCAGAGUUGGUUGUCUAUCCUUUUGGCCAGAAGCCAAAAGCUUUCUUGGAUGGGUGGUCGAGCGAUCCGAGCCCAUCCAGCCCGUGUCCGGGCCGCCUUGCGCGAGUUGGGCUUGAAGAUGGAGAAGGCUGGAAUUCCCAUGGCGAAGGUCACCUCAUUGCAGCCAGAGGAGGAACCUCCUGUUCCGCAGGUGCAAGGCCCAAAGCCACGUUCGCGCUCCCGAUCGACCAAAGAUGGUGUCAUCACUGUGUCCAACUGCAGUGAUCCACGCUUGGGCCUCACCUUGGAGGGUCAGUACGCGAGAGAUGGCACUAACCACAACAAGGCCGUGUACCGCCGCAUCGAAGCGGAUCCCAAAGGGUCCCAUCUCCCGAUCAAGCUCUACUAUUGGGACGACCGUGAUGGCAAGGAGAAUCAGGGAUGGUGGUUUGGUCCGACCGUCGGCGGUGAAGAGGUGUGGCUGCACAACCCAAGGGCCUUGCACUUUCCGCCAGCAGAUGGAUGGGACUUUUCCCUGAAGGUUGCAUUGAACCACCGCGCCCCCGCAGCUCCAAAGGGCAAAGCAAAGGCGAAAGCAACGGCCCCACCAGCAGCCGCUAGCAGCGCAGCACCAAGCACAGUUGACCCACCUGCCAAAGCAGCUAAGAAGGCAAGACUCAGUGAGGAGAGCGAGGAGGAUGGCUUUCCUGAGUUGACGAGGUGGCUGAGGUCUUUAGCGCCAAGCAAUCCACACCAGCUGAUGAAGUACUACUCGGCCCUUGUCACCCACUUCGAAGGUGACUUGCAGCAGAUCGCUGCGGCCAAGAUCGGUGACGCCGAGAGGGAUGGAGUGAAGCGAGUGGAACCGGCGUUCUGGGAGGCCAUUGGUUGCACCAAAGCUGGUGACAAGCUCCGAUUGGCAAAAGGAAUUGCCCAACUUCCAGACUAG